Saccostrea echinata is the source of this 6594-nucleotide messenger RNA. Its product is annotated as centrosome and spindle pole-associated protein 1-like. Lineage: Eukaryota; Metazoa; Mollusca; Bivalvia; Ostreida; Ostreidae. Gene Ontology annotation, biological process: positive regulation of cytokinesis. The coding region runs from base 170 to 5365 and encodes 1731 amino acids. The transcript has 55 exons. The record is from RefSeq and is a predicted model, not a curated record. Gene Ontology annotation, cellular component: spindle pole; microtubule; centrosome.
CACACUUAAAAAGUUAACUCAUAACGAGUGUACAAAACGUGUUCUUGAUAAAUAUGAUGGCGAUGGUUUGACAGCAACCCAAAACAUGUAAACAAAUCGAAGAAAACACAGGUUGCUAUAAACGCCAUAAUCUGAAACGGAGAGAAAGAGAGCAUAAUAUUCAGGGAGAAUGGCAGCUGCUGUUGAAAAUGACAUAGAAGAAUUUAUUCAAAAUCAGAAAGCUAAACUGCAACAGGAAAGGCAGUAUCUGUCGGAGGAGGAAAGAAAUGAUGAGAGGGUGGGACGUAGGCAAUGGGACCGACCAAUCGAAGCAAAUUAUGCUAAUGAGCAUCAGAAAGGAGGACAUCAGUCAAGCCCCAGAAGACCUGAGAUAGAUUAUAAUGAAAUUGAGCGCACUUUUCAAGAGCAAAGGAGGAGAGAAUAUAAUGAAUUUCUUAAUCGGCCUAAAUUUAAAAAAGCCCCAACACCUCCCCAAUCAGGGAUGAAAUUUGGUGAGUUUGAAGAUUUUAAAAAGAGGGUUGAACAGCAACGUAAAGAAGAGUAUAGAGAGGAGUUAGAAAAGCAAGCUUUAGAGCAGGCAAUAACUAGGGCUAGAGGAAACUUGGACAUAAGUAUACCUAGACAUGCUCAGCUUGUGUCUCCAGAUUACAAUCAGCUAUCUCAGGAAAAACAGAGACGAGAUCUCCGAGAUAAAAUGGUGGAAGAAAAGCGAAUCAGAGAAUUUGAGAGAAUGUUACAUGUGCAUCAUGAUGACAAACAUAUAGAACAGGAAAGAAAUAGAAUAAUAGAAGAUUAUCCAUUGAGAGAACAAGAUAUACAAGCCAUGUUUCAAAGACAAAGAGAGGAAAGAGAAAGGGCUAAACAGAUAGCAGAACGAGAAAAAGAAAUAGAGAGAAAACAAUUAGAAUUUCAGAGAAAACUGGAUGAUAAUGUUUUACGAGAUAGGGGUGACUAUGGUUACCAGGGAAGAAAUGCUGCUCUAUCUGAACUUCCACCUCCAGGUCGUCGAAAUGACCAGUAUGACACACGAAGACUGCAGUCAGAGUAUGCCCCUCCCCCUAGGAAUGACUACUCUCCAAGGAGGGAGGACAAUGACAGGUUUGCAGACAGAUUGCAUCAGAGAUAUGAGGAUGAUAGGCGAAAUGAUUACCAGAAUUACAUACAGCAGUCCGAGUCAGACCCUCCUUUCAGUCAUAGACUGGGAGGAUAUGAAACACACAGAGAGAAGCUGAAAACUGAAAGAAUCCAGGAAACUCGCCAGCAUUUGGAAGAGAAAAAUGCACAAGCCAUGAACCGUAGCUGGAAUGAUCCAGAGGAUACGGAGAGUGGCCUCCCGUUAUCUAAUGACUAUAAACGCAAACAGCAACAGGAAGUGGAGAGAAAUCGAGAAUAUAAUGAGUUUCUUAAAAAGAAAUUUGAUAAAAACAAACCCCCUGCAGGGAGGCAGAGGGGCUCUAAUCUGUCUUUUGGAGGAUAUGAGGAAGAGAAGAAAAAAUUACAACAGGAACGUCAAAGAGAGUAUCGAGAAGCAAUGGACAAGCAUGUGUACUAUCACUCCAUGAAGAGAGUGGACCAAAACAAACUGCCAUCACUGCGUAAUGAUGCCAAGGUCAGGAGGCACCCGCUUGUUAUUUAUCGGGAACAGGUUAGCGAGAUAUUAAAAUCUCUAGAUGAGAUCACAGACAUUGAGGUACCAGACUUUAUUCUCAGAGAAUACAUUAAGAAAAUCAAACAAAAGAAAGAUUUGAUUGAGGAAAAUUAUCAACUGCAGCUACAGAAGGAACAAGAGAGGGGUAGAGGUAGGCGAACAGAACAGGUUAGAGCUAAAUCUCCAGACGAUUUCUUCUCUGGCAUUGGAAAACACCAAGAAGAGAGAGAGAAACUGAAUACUGAGAGAAAGAAAGAAUACAACCACAUGCUAGCUGAGGAGUUACCAAGGCGAGGCAGGCCUAGAGACCCACCGUUGGAGCCAGAGGAGCUACCUCCAAAGGAUACAGAUUCAUUUGAAGCAAGUCUGCGUGGAAUUAGAUCACAUGAGUCUGCAGAGAUCAGGAAAAAACAGUCCAGGAAUGAGGAAUACAAUGAGUUUCUCAAACAAAAGCGGGAACAGGAAAAGCACAGAUAUGAUAGACAGAAAUAUGGAGAGAGUGCAGGAAGUAUAUUAAGAAAUCGACCCUCGUCUGAGCCCCAGCCCAGAGAUGGAAUCUAUGCCACACUGCCAGGAUUACAUUAUAAUGGCUCAGCACAGAAAAGAAAAAUUGAAGCUAGGAAUCAAGAAUACAACGAAUUUUUAAGAAACAGUCAGGAAAACCUGUCUAGAAGAGGUGGAGGUAAUAAAGCAGCAGCUAAUCCCCGGAGAGGUUGGCAAUCCCCUGGUUAUGAAGAGGAUCGCAGACGCAGAGAAGAGGCACAAUACAGAAGAGAGGAUCCACAGAGACCGGGAGGGAUGAAGGCUUAUGCCAGUGAUGGGGCUAUCAAUAGAGCGGGUAAUGAUCGACGAUACAAUGACGAGGACAGAGAUGGUGAUAGGCCGGGAAGGUAUAGAUCUGAACGCAAUCGAAGUAAAGGUGUACUGGAUGACGAUAACUGGCUAUCAGGAAGACGGGAAGUUGAGGAUGAAUAUCAAGAGCUGGAGCCGGAUCCCCCUCGUCAGCGUCCUGGUGCUAUUUCCAACAGAUCUGUUCCCUCAGACAAAGACGACAUGGCCAGGGCAAAUUAUUUUGCCACUCUACCUGUAGGUGUAAAAUCAGGUGCAAAUGAGAGAGACAGUGCUAAUGCUCGUAAGAAGGCCCGCUAUAGGGAGGAGCUACAGCUACAGAUGAGAGAGGCCAAGGCUGCUCGCAGAAGGGAGAAAGUAGAGGAACUGCGAGUGAAUGCCUCAGGUCUGCUUGAUCCAGAGAAAACUUCCAAAAGACUUCGGCACUUAGGUGACCCUAACCCCUCACCCCGGCGGAACAUACGAAGCCCAGAGGUCAAACCAUAUCACACAAGAUUUGACCUUAGUCCAAGAGGUCAAGGGUAUGAGCCAGAGAGUAGUGGAGGCUAUACCCCACGAGAACGUGGACGCCCAAGAGAAAGGCGAUCUCGAGACACAAUCUUGGAUGCUGGAUUUGAUGGACUGUUGGAUCAGCCACGAAGAGGGGGAGCAUCACAGCUUCCCCCUGGACUACAAUAUCAGCCAUCAUUUGCCGACCCAAGCAUUGAGCCUACAAGGACGUACGUGACAGGAGGCGGAACAGGGGGCCUGAAUCAGCCGUACAGCUCCAUUGACGAGGCCUACCAUUAUUACGGCAUGAAAAAUCCACUGGAGCCUGACAACAACAGGAAGAGAGAUCCAUACGGCCAGCCCCCACCAUUGGACCUAGGAGGAGGUUUUGAUCGACCUUACCAGGGCAGGCGUUCUCCGAGAGUCACCUUCGAUGAAUCGAUUGAGAUAACAGUGCCACCACCCCCUCCUACAGCCAGAGCAAGAGACAGGAGUAGAGAACGUAUAUCUCCAUACCAAUUCCCAAGUGAUGAUGACUUCCGCAGCCGUUCCCAGAAUGAUAAACGCUCAUAUCAGGAAGAACUGGAUAGACAGAUUGAGGAAAAACGUUUAAGGAAACAGCGAGAAAGAGAAGAACAGCUGAGGUAUGAGAAAAAAUUGGAUGACGAAAUUCGAAACUAUAAUCCAUUUGGUAAAGGUGGUGGUGGUGCACCAAUGAGGGAUAAUCAGGGAAACAUUGUUGCUGAUUUAAGAGUGCUGCAUUCCACCAAUCAGGACCCAGAAUCAGCUCGUUCACGUGUGACUCGCGAGUCUCCCAGGUUUAGAGCACCGUCACCCUCACCCAGAGAUGACCUGAUUGGUCCCCCACCCCCACAGCUUGAUGCUUCAGGAGAUGUUACUCAUGCUAGAGGAGGACAUGGAAUCUUUGGUCAGCCCAAGACAGAACAAGAAAAGAAUCAAUCUGACAAAUACAAAGAUGAUCUUAGAAGACAGAUUGAAGAGAAAAAGAGGAGAGAACAAAUUGAAAAGGAAAAAGAGAGAAUAGAAGAAGAAAAGGAAAACAGACGACUUGAAGAACAGAGACUCCGAAUACAGAGUGAAUAUGAAGAAGAACAGCGUAAAAAGAGGGAGAAAGAGGAAGAGACAAGAAGAAGAAAUGAAGAGAUGCAACAGCAAGCGGAGGAAAAGAAGAGAGAAGCUAAGAGAAAAAAACAGGAGGAGGAUGAAAAGCGUUCAAAGGAAAAACGGGAACAGGAAGAACGUGAAAGGCGGGAAAGACAGGAACAGCGGGGGUCUUCUCCCCCUGUCCCGGCCAUGAGAAAUGCUGGUCAGAAACCUGAUUACUCGGAUGACAAAACUACCCCAGAACCACCCAAAUCACCACAAAAUGGGACAUCAGAUGACACACGAAAUUCUCCACCGAUUCCAGCUUUACGGAAAGAACCUCCCCCAGAUGAGUCAUCAAGACCCCCACCACAGCCUUUGUCCAGAGCCAACAGUUCAGAUGUCCUUAAAGAGCUGGCCUCUAUGAGGAAACAACUACAGAGUGAAAGAAAGAGGGUGGAGAAUGCUCUAGAGACCCAGAGGAAUGAACCAGAUGUGUUUGAUCCCAGAACAGUGCAAAGACCUCCUCCGAAGGAAAUAGAUGUGUUUGAAAGGGCCAGACUUGGGGAGCCCGCCCCAGUCCGAGCCAAUGAUAACCUCAAUCCAAGAAAUAUACAGGAAUUCAAUGAGCUCAAAUACAAAAAUGACACCGAAUCAAGAAAGGCAUUCCGCAGCAUGUUUCCAGAUGCUCCAACAUCUAAUGAGACCCUCGAAGCUCAACAGGAUGCCCUGCUCAGACACCAGGAGGACACACUCAAGUCCAUGAAAGAACAAAGAUAUACGCCAACCAAUUACAACACGUGGAAAGGACGCCGAUCUGACAGAAGUCUUGGUGCACCGCCCAUGACAACACGCCAGGGCACUGUUAGUCCACGCUCCAUGCUCAACUCAAACAGUGCAUUCAUAGAUGUGGAUGGACUCAACCAUUUCCCAGAUGACUUUGAAGAUCUACCUAAGAGAAAUGAGUCGGCUCGUUAUCGAAGACGAGAAAGAAUUGCACUAAGUCCAAGAGUGGAUAGUGUAGGAUAUAAUCCACCUGAGAGUCAACCUUUAAAUCCAUUUGGAUCAACAACAAGUCUAGAUGUUGAUAGGAUUCAGCGUAAAAAUGAUGCUAGACUCCGAAGGCUGCACCAGUUGAAUGCAGAUGAAGUUUCUCUGGCUGAUCCUGAUGAUAUUCUGGAUAGAUUCAUGGCAAAACAGAGAUACAACAGACCUCCAUCAGGCCAGACUUUACAAGAUGACACCUGGCUACGACCUGCCAGUAAAGCUAUCUAAGGAGCAUCAGUCCAACAUGUGAAUCCCUCACCAUACUCCAUAGAACAAUUUAAACUUCCUAGAGACCUUACAUCAAAUCUUAUUCAUCUCAGAACUAUAGGCCUUUAGAUGGCUUUUUUUCUGAUUGACAAACUGGGGGCAUUAAAAAAAUAAAAGUGUAGAACUUUUCAGAUAGGGAACCCAAUAAAGCCAAUAAAAUACUCAUAAAUCAAAUGAUUUAAAAUUAUACUUUCUAUUUAUAUCUAUUCACAUAUAAGCAGUCUACAUUGCUACCAAAGUUCAUUCUGAAAUUCUGUAUACUUUUCAAGAUAUUCUAAAAUCAAUUCCAACAUUGACAUAGUUUUCUUUACUCAGUUAGCUUGGGCCCUUUACUUAUAUUUUUUACAACCCCAGUUUAUUAGUCAGAUCAAAUUGAUCUAAAGGUCUGUGUUCAGAACCAGACGAUAUAUUCAUGAAAUAAAUAUGUAUUAUAGCAUCAAAGCAAUGUCAAAAGUAUCGGUUGUUAUGUAAUUGGGUUAAAAUUUUAAUUUUUAGUGCUUUUAUUUUAUUUUACUUUAAUUUGUAAAAUGUGAUGAAAUGUUUUUUUCGUUGCCAUACGCCUGUGAAAAAUGACAUCAGAAAAUAUAUAUCGUAUUUUAGUUAUGGCAGCCAUAUUUAUUUUAUAAAGCAGAUCUGUGAUAAAUGCUAGCUACCAAUAUAUGUGAUUUUUACUCACAUGAGUGCCCAGUUUGGAUUAGCCAGUGAAAGUUCUAGUCCGUAUUUGUUAGGUUACUUCUGCAUUGUUGUACAAUAUUGUUAAUGUAAUAUUUUCAUUCAUAGAUUCACAUUUUACAAGGUUCUCUGAAAAUUUUAUACAAAUUCCGUCAAGGCAAAAUUCAAAUGUCCAGUAGCUCAAGAUUAAAUUUGACCUUAAGUACAUUAAAUCCAAUGAGUAUUCAGGUUUCGAUUUUGUCUGAAUGGUCAUGUGAUUUGUAAACCAUGACAAAUAGUGUCAAAACAUGACAUAUUUGCUUUAUAACUGAAUUGCUAAUACUGUUUUUGAGGGCUGUGUGGCUGGUCAUGUGUACACAUCACUAACAAAAUUGUCACAAAUUGUUGUGGAAAAAUUAACUCUGUACUAUCCUAGAAAAACAAGUUUAUGUUAAAAAAAAAAAAUACAUUACAAAAAAGUAAAAUGUAUUAUGUUAUUUUCACCAUGCAAAAGACAAAAAAUAAAUUAUAGAUAUUUU